Molecule: messenger RNA, 939 nt
Organism: Pogona vitticeps (central bearded dragon)
Lineage: Eukaryota; Metazoa; Chordata; Lepidosauria; Squamata; Agamidae
Source: RefSeq, a predicted model, not a curated record
AUGGAUCUCCUCAACGGGACAGUGCAGGAGUUUGUUCUGCUCGGCUUCCGAACGGGCCAACAGGGGCGCCUCCUGCUCUUCACUUUCUUCGUAGCAGCAUACACCUUCACGUUGGUGGAGAACUUCAUCAUCAUCAUGGUCAUCACUCAAGAUGCUCACUUGGCCCGCCUUCCUAUGUACAUCCUCCUAAGCAACUUCUCCUGGCUGGAGAUGUGUUACGUGAGUGCCACCAUGCCACGGAUGCUCUUUGACUUAUCCUCGCCAGGCGGGGUCAUCUCCUUCCAUGCUUGUUUCCUCCAGUUUUACAUCUUUUUCUCCCUGGGCACUAGCGAAUGCCUCUUCCUCUCAGCCAUGGCCUUGGAUCGGUAUCUGGCCAUCUGCCACCCACUGCGCUACCCACAAAUCAUGUCCAAAGAUUUCUGCCACAGCUUGGUAGCUGCUUGUUGGGUGGUUGGCUUCCUAUGGUAUGUAGCACCCGUGGUUUUGAUCUCCCGGUUAUCUUUCUGUGGUUUGAACACCAUUGAUCACUUUGUGUGCGAUUCUGGGCAACUCCUUGCCUUGGCUUGCCCGCCAUUGGGGUACCUCCCUCUCUUCUGCUACAUCGUCACUUCUUCUAUUGUCCUGGCCACUUUCCUCUUCAUUGCUGCCUCUUACGCAAGCGUCAUUUUCACCCUGGUGAAAACAUUCAGCCAAAGUAGCGGCAUCAAAGGCUUUUCUACCGUGUCUUCCCACCUCGUGGUGGUGGCACUUUUUUACGGAUCUGUGGUCGCUAUGUACAUCGGAGGACGCAGCGGAGAAAGACACAAUGAGAACACCAAAGUGAUGACUCUGUUCUACUCCACAGUUGCCCCGCUGCUGAAUCCUCUGAUUUAUUGUCUCAGGAAUGAUCAAGUGAAGGAAGCAUUGGCCAGGCUUUUGAGAAGGAAGAGGGUGGCUUAA